AAAAAAAAAUUAAUUUCUUUCCAAGUAUGUCAAUAAUUAAAUAAAUCAACUUCAUAAAAAGCCACGUCAGUGUUACCGUCGUCUCUCAAGUUAAUUCCUCUCAACAAUUCCCACCAACAACAACAACAAUACAAACAAACAAAAAACAAAAGAAAAACAUUAAAAAUCAAUCAUGGAGGAGAACAUCCGGACGCAUCUCAUUGGUCCAACUCACGACAACAAUCCGGUGCUGGCCGAAAACUUGGAAUUCUGGAUGACCCGACUCCCAGGAACGCUGAAAAAAAUCCCGCUCAUCAACUUGGCGAUUCCAGGCUCCCACAACACAAUGACCUACACAAUAAACCGUUUUAAUGACGUAGGACCCGACGAACCGGCCUCGCUUCAGUUUUUCGGUAAAUAUUUUUCUGUUGUUUCGAAACCUCUCAUAUUUAAUUGGUCUGUUACGCAAUACGAUGACGUAGUCCAGCAAUUGAACGGGGGGGUGCGUUACCUGGACUUUCGAUUGGCGACGAAGGCCAGAAAUAAUAACAGUGACAUUGAACGCAAUGAUGACGAUGUCUAUUUUCUGCACGGUCUCUAUGGUGACGAAGUGACACAACAUCUAGUAGAAAUAAACAAUUGGUUGCGUUCACAUCCAGGGGAAAUAAUAAUCAUCGAUUGCCAGCAUUUUUAUUCGUUCAGCGAACGGGCCCAUGGGAAAUUCGUCAGCAAACUUAAGAAUAUAUUCAAAAAUUUUAUUUGCCCGUCGACGGUCAAUUUGUGGAAGGUAACGUUGGAGUGGAUGGUAAAUUACCGGUACCAGGUGAUAAUCAUCUACAGGAAUGAGAUUAUCAGGAAGGAAAUGAAUUUCUGGCCGAGUGGGUUGUGGCCGACCCCGUGGCCGGACACUACGAGACCCAGGGCCCUGGUAGAUUUUCUCGACAUGAGACUGAAGACCCGGUUAGCGGACACGGGGUUCGUGUCCCAGUGCCUGCUGACCCCGGACGCGAGAUAUAUUCUGAGACAUUUUUGCGGGAGUCUUCAUCGCGACCUGGCGGGGGUUUGCAGAAAGACUUCGCUGGACUGGAUCAGAAGACAUGCGCCUGGAGCUGGGGGACUCAAUAUCGUAAUCACGGACUACGUUUCUUAUGAUAAUUUUCUGUUUUCGCGGGUCGUUAUUCAGAGAAACGCUUUGCUGAUAGAUAAUUCCAGUAAAUAUUUGGAUUCUUUUGAUCAGCAUCCGGGUCAGGAAUUGUAAGGAGGUGACGGUAAAAUAACCCAGGAUUUAUUGCUCAAGUAAUUCUGCGGGUUUAUUUUUUGUUGCGCAGGCUGCAGUUACGAGAUUGAAAGUUAUUGUUGAUGUGAGAAUUAUUUUCGUAGGCUUUAAGUAAUUGAGGGUUUAAAUGGCUCAGUUGUAAAAAGUAUUGAAAAUGUAUUUUUUAGAUUUUAUUUUUUGUUAGGAGGAGAAA
Messenger RNA from Microplitis mediator, 1448 nucleotides. RefSeq names its product PI-PLC X domain-containing protein 3. Bases 173 to 1237 code for a protein of 354 amino acids. The transcript is spliced from 2 exons. Gene Ontology annotation, molecular function: phosphoric diester hydrolase activity. The record is from RefSeq and is a predicted model, not a curated record. Gene Ontology annotation, biological process: lipid metabolic process. Lineage: Eukaryota; Metazoa; Arthropoda; Insecta; Hymenoptera; Braconidae.